This is a messenger RNA of Lotus japonicus, 2147 nucleotides long. RefSeq names its product rust resistance kinase Lr10-like. Bases 204 to 1982 code for a protein of 592 amino acids. Gene Ontology annotation, molecular function: protein kinase activity; ATP binding. Gene Ontology annotation, biological process: protein phosphorylation. The transcript has 2 exons. NCBI's taxonomy places the organism in Eukaryota, Viridiplantae, Streptophyta, Magnoliopsida, Fabales, Fabaceae. The record is from RefSeq and is a predicted model, not a curated record.
CUAGCUUAUUAUUGUGAUAUUUCUUAUAGCGUUAGUUGGAAAAAGAUUUCUUAACACCCAAAAACACUCACCAACCAUAGAUAAAAGAUAAGAUGUGCGCGCAUAGAUUGAUUUGAAAGAGAGAAUUAGAUGAGAUGGUCGACUUAGACAGUAUAGGCUGUUAGAAUCAGAUGCCCCCAUCCCUCCCUGUGUAAACACCAAAAAUGACUUGCCAUCACAAAUCUCCCAUGAUGCCAUUGCUAAUGCUGAUGAUGCUGCUCCUGCUCAUAAAUCUUGGCAGUGGAAGUCAGACUCAGCAGAAUGUCCCUUCCAACUCCAAUCUCUGCCCCUUCCAUGUAUCAUGUAGUCAUAACAAGAAGUUCCUUGAGCUUCCCGCAGUUCCAGUCCCACUAAAACUCCUCAUCAGUAAAAUUGAUUACAAAUCUCAACACAUAGUAGCACAUGACCCUGAUAACUGUCUUCCACGAAUCUUACUCACGCUCAACUUUCAAUCAAUCUUUCCCUUUCGAUUAUUUGACAAUGAAUAUUUUACUGCAAACCCAACCAACAUUACUUUCUUCGAUUGUUCCUCAACAGGGCAACGAUAUCUGAGAAUCUCGAGGCAAGACAUGUUUUCUUGCCCGAUUUAUGCCAUUGCAUCUGAUGAAAGCUUCGUUAGUUUCGACCUUGCAUCCUGCAUCAAACUGCUUGACCGUGUUUUGCCACUAAGCGCUUACCAGAUAAGAGGAAAUAUACUCGACAUGGCAUGGUCGGAAAAUUUAUUUGAUACAAGAUGCUUAAAAUGUAAGCACAAAUCAAACAAGAAGACUGUAUGUGCUGUUUUGCUCUCUGCAGGUGGAGUUGCUGGUUCAGCUGUGCUGGUGUUUUUGCUAGGUGCCAUCAUUCGUAUAUAUCGCUAUUAUAAGAUGAAAGGCGAGGAUCAUGCAAGAGUUGAGAUUUUUUUGAAGGAUUACAAGGCUUUGAAGCCAACUAGAUUCUCUUAUGCUGAUAUCAAGAGAAUCACACACCAAUUUAAGGAAAAGCUAGGUGAAGGAGCUCACGGGGCUGUCUACAAAGGUAAAUUGUCCACUCAAAUUCUGGUUGCGGUGAAGAUCCUCAACAAUUCAGAGGGAGAUGAUGGGACUGAGUUCAUCAAUGAAGUGGGAACCAUGGGCAAAAUCCACCAUGUCAAUGUAGUUCGCUUGCUUGGCUUCUGCGCUGAUGGGUUUCAUAGAGCUCUAGUUUAUGACUUUUUCCCAAACGGGUCACUGCAGAAUUUCAUCAUCUCUGCAUCCAACAACAAGGAUAAGAAAACCUUCCUUGGAUGGGAAAAGUUGCAAGAGAUUGCUCUUGGCAUAGCCACAGGAAUUGAUUAUCUUCACCAAGGAUGUGAUCAGAGAAUCCUUCACUUUGACAUCAAUCCUCAUAACGUCUUGCUCGAUGACACUCUCACUCCAAAGAUUACUGACUUUGGUUUGGCAAAGCUGUGUUCCAAGAAUCGAAGUACAGUGUCCAUGACCGCAGCCAGAGGAACACUAGGCUACAUGGCACCUGAAGUUUUUUCUAGAAACUUCGGCAAUGUGUCUUACAAGUCUGAUAUCUACAGUUAUGGGAUGUUGUUGUUAGAGAUGGUUGGAGGAAGAAAGAAUAUUGUAAACAACACUACUGGUCAAGAAAAUGAUAGUGUUCAAGUUCUAUAUCCAGAUUGGAUACAUGGUUUGCUUGAAGGAAAGGACAUGCAUGUCCCUAUUGAUGAUGAAGAGGGCGAUUGUGGAAUAGCAAAGAAACUGGCAAUUGUGGGACUUUGGUGCAUCCAGUGGCAUCCUAUGCACCGUCCAUCCAUGAAGACUGUGAUGCAGAUGUUGCACGGAGAGGGAGACAAGUUAAAAGUUCCCACCAACCCUUUUCAGCCAAAAGCUUCAACUAGUACAAGCACUAGUAGUACUAUUGUUGCUGCAAAACGUCUAAAUUUGGAGCUGGAAGUGAUUCAAGAAUUAGAUUAGCUUGACUAAUGACUAUAGAUUUUUAUUACAUAGUUAGUUGUUCAUUGUCAAUGGGUUAUUAUUACUUUUUAGCAAUGUACUUAGUCUAUGAGAAAGCAAAGCAAGAAUCUCAAUGUCUUACGAAAUCUCAAAGUUUGCAUAAUGAGUGAUAUUUAAGUUAAUGAA